UCCUGGGGGAGUGACGGCCCGGAGUCUAAGAGACGGGGCCGGAAGGUGGCGGGAGGGGGCUGAGCCGGAGCCGGCGGGAGGGCCAGGCCCAGAAGCCCCCAACCUGGCUUACCCGCCCCGGCCGCGGCUGAGGAAGAAGAGGAGGAUGAUCUCCAGAUACACUCGGAAGGCGGUGCCACAGAACUUAGAGCUGAAAGGAAUAACAAAACAUGCUCUUAAUCAUCAUCCCCUUCCAGAGCAGCUGGAUGCAAUUUCCUCUACCAAUGACACCCAUGAAAAAGACAUAAGUUCCCAAAGUGAGUCUGACAUCACACAAGAAUCACCUUUUACAUCAGCUGACACUGGGAAUUCAAGGUCUGCUUUUCCAAGUUAUACAGGCACAGGGAUCUCUACUGAAGGCAGCUCGGACUUCUCCUGGGGAUAUGGUGAACUUGAUCAAAAUGCCACUGAAAAAGUCCACGCAAUGUUCACAGCCAUUGACGAGCUCUUGUAUGAGCAGAAGUUGAGUGUACAUAUUAAAAGUCUACAAGAAGAGUGCCAACAGUGGACAUGUAGCUUUCCUCACCUCAGGAUUCUGGGUAGGCAGAUAAUCACUCCAAGUGAAGGUUAUGGACUGUAUCCUAGGUCCCCUUCUGCUGUUUCAGCUUCACAUGAGGCAACACCGUCUCAAGAAAGAGAUUCUACUAUAUUUGGUAUUAGGGAAAAGAAGUUACAUUUUUCAUCUUCAUAUGCUCCUAAAGCAUCUUCCAUUGCCAAAUCCCCUAUCUUGUGUUCUAUGGAAAGAGAAGAGGAAGACUGUAUAAUCUUCUCAGAAGGAAUAAUAGAGGAAUACCUAGCAUUCGACCACACAGAUAUGGAAGAGGGGUUUCAUGGAAAGAAAUCAGAAGCAGCUACAGACAAACAGAAAUUAGGGUACCCACCCAUUGCUCCAUUUUACUGCAUGAAGGAGGAUGUCCUUGCUUAUGUGUUUGACGAUGUGUGGAGCAAGGUCCUAAGCUGUAUGGAGCAGCUGACACGUAGUCACUGGGAGGGAUUUGCUUCUGAUGAUGACAGUAAUGUUGCAAUCACCAGACCAGCUUCAGAAAGCCCCUGUGUGCUGAAUGAACCACAACCUUUGGUCUUACCUCGAGUGCCACAGUCUAAGGUGCUGUCCAUCACCUCAAAUCCGAUGAGUCUCUGUCAAGCAGCAAGUGGUCAUCAGCCAAAUGUGAAUGGUCUCUUGGUUCAUGGGAUGCCUCUACAGCCAAGAAAUCUCUCCCUAAUGGACAAGCUCCUAGAUCUUGAUGACAAGCUACUUAUGAGGCCUGGGUCCAGUACCAUCCUUUCAACUCGAAAUUGGCCAAAUCGAGCCCUGGAGCUUAGUACAUCAUUUCUGUCAUAUACAGUGCAGUCCGCCAGGAGACGCAAUCCCCCACCACGUACCCUUCAUCCCAUCAGCACAAGCCAUUCACGCGCUGGAACACCAAGACCUAUGGAAGAAAUACUCAGAGGAUCCCGAGUCCCAGUGGCAGCCGACUCACUCUCCUCUCCCUCACUACUGCCCCUGAGUCGAAACAAUCUGCUGCCACCUAUUGGCACAACUGAAGUGGAACACUUGAGCACUGUGGGGCCACAAAGGCAAACGAAAACCCAUGGUGAUUCCAAUCGAGCUCAAAGUGCAGCGGUGGAUGAGCCUAACCAUCAGCAGCCCCACGAGAGGCUCCUUUUACCAGACUUUUUCUCCAGGCCUAACACAACUCAGUCAUUUUUGCCGGACACACAGUAUCGUUGUUCAUGUGCUACUGAGUAUCCUCAUCAGGCCCAACCUGGUAGGGGAUCUGCACGAACAGGCCCUGUUACAUGGAUCUACAAAAUCUCAAAACAGAGGUGGACCAAUCACUAGAACCAGGCAGGGACCAUAGGGCAAGUGAGAAGAACCUGCCUCAGGCUGCAGGGAACAUGUGGGAAGAUUUCACAAAU
Messenger RNA from Balaenoptera acutorostrata (minke whale), 1959 nucleotides. It is a transcript of the gene FAM149B1, whose product is annotated as family with sequence similarity 149 member B1. The transcript is spliced from 14 exons. NCBI's taxonomy places the organism in Eukaryota, Metazoa, Chordata, Mammalia, Artiodactyla, Balaenopteridae. Bases 146 to 1882 code for a protein of 578 amino acids. The record is from RefSeq and is a predicted model, not a curated record. Gene Ontology annotation, biological process: protein localization to cilium; cilium assembly.